Molecule: messenger RNA, 303 nt
Organism: Pleuronectes platessa (European plaice)
Lineage: Eukaryota; Metazoa; Chordata; Actinopteri; Pleuronectiformes; Pleuronectidae
Product: small integral membrane protein 36
Exons: 1
Coding region: 1-303 (100 amino acids)
Source: RefSeq, a predicted model, not a curated record
AUGGGUUUUCUGGGAAACUUCCAGGAGAUCGACCCUGUCACUUUGAACCUUUGCAUCCUCAUCGCCAGCUACGUUAUCUUGCUCUUGGUCUUCCUGAUAUCAUGUAUCAUGUACGACUGCCGGGGCAAAGAUCCGACCAAGGAGUACGCCCCGGACCCGCAGCCGACCCAGUCUCCCAUCAGGCUGGUGGUGAUGCAGAACUCUCCAGCCCCAGUGGGACGGUGGGACACGACCAACAUGAUCACAACCUUUCACGAGCCGACGCACUCUGACUUCAGGGAGAAGAAGAGCACGAUGGUUUGA